AUGACGGCGCCAGUCGCCCAACGACGGGUCCGUAUCUCCCGUGUAGCGGGCCGGUUCCUCGUUUUCGACAUUGAUGAUGUCGUUUACAUUCGUCGUCAUCAUGGUAUUUGCGCAGUUCUGACGGGCACUAUGCCCCAGAACCCAACGCAGAACCUUUUCUUGGGCUUGCCUGUGGAGUUGCAAGCCGAAGAGGCCCAGCUGCUUGUUGAUAAGGGAGUUGGCUAUGUUGCUGACGAGCUCUCUGAGCACCUUUCAUUACUGACAUCCGCGGACGACACAGCCCGCAAGGCUUAUCUCCAACACCUCAAGCAGCUGCGCCGAAAUGCGCAGCUAGCUUUCGAAGAGGAAAAGGCGAAUAUCCAAGCUAAACACCAGGCAAAACGUAAGGUCGCCGCCAAACCUGCCAAGGCGGCAGAAGGAGAGCCAUCUUCCUCCAGUACAAAGCCAGCCACAGAUAGCGAAUCCACCUCUCUCCCUGACACUACCUGUGUUGUCCCUAAAUCACCUCCGAAAGAGAGCCUACCCGCCAUUACCCCCACCACAAGCAGUGCCCUCAUUUCCGUCACCCCUUCGGCAGCUGCCACAGAACCCCCCGUACCCUCAUCUUCUCCUUCGUAUCUGUUGUACAGGUUUCUUAAUUCACGUGGUUACUAUUUUACACCCGGCCUGCGUUUCGGCGGUGACUGGAGCGUUUACCCUGGUGACCCAUUCCGAUACCACGCACAUUAUCUGGCCAACUACUAUGGAUGGAACGAGGAGAUACCCAUGCUGGACCUGGUGACAAGCGGCCGCUUGGGUACUGCUGUUAAGAAGGGCUUCUUGUUUGGCGCACAAAAGCCAUCGCCAGCAGGAGGAGAAGUUUCCGACACUCCGAAACAGGAUAGUGCCAAUCAGGGUGGAGAGGUGCGUGUGUUUUGUAUCGAGUGGGCGGGCAUGUGA
Thermochaetoides thermophila DSM 1495 is the source of this 939-nucleotide messenger RNA. RefSeq lists its product as uncharacterized. The coding region runs from base 1 to 939 and encodes 312 amino acids. Lineage: Eukaryota; Fungi; Ascomycota; Sordariomycetes; Sordariales; Chaetomiaceae. Gene Ontology annotation, molecular function: nucleic acid binding; tRNA-intron lyase activity. The record is from RefSeq and is a predicted model, not a curated record. Gene Ontology annotation, biological process: tRNA-type intron splice site recognition and cleavage; tRNA splicing, via endonucleolytic cleavage and ligation. The transcript has a single exon. Gene Ontology annotation, cellular component: tRNA-intron endonuclease complex.